AAUGACGUAGAUCGAAAAAUACCUGGCCAAUCUAUUAUGCGCGCAUUAGUCAUUUGCGAGGUCUAUAACACUGGUCUUUCGAAAUAGAUCGUCUCAUUUAAAAACAGGCAAUUGUGCGAACAACACGGAACAUUUGUUUUGUCUACCUGGAAGAAAAAGGCGUCGCUUGUUAUAUUUGUAGGAUUGAUAACAGGUUACUUGAUUACGUAACAUAUACACAGAAGGCAAAAUGGGUCUAAAUCUGGGCGGAAAAUGUGGCAUGUUCUUCUUGAUCACCAUUAACGGUAUCUUCCUGGCUCUGGGUAUCGCUCUGCUGGUCGUCGGCAUACUUUUGAAGGUCGAUGCCAAGGUCAUUAACGAUUCCAAAGUCAUAUCUACCUUAAACGAGGUGUCGUUUAAUGGACUCAAGUUCGGUAAUCUGGCCAACAGCCUUCCGAUAAUCUUGAUCGUUCUCGGCGUGGUCAUUCUCGUCAUUUCCGGUCUCGGAAUAUUUGGCGCGUGCUGUAAGAAUCGCUGUAUGCUCGUCAUGUUCGCCAUUAUCGUGUUGCUGAUCUUCGUUGUUCAAAUUGCUGCCGUGAUUCUGUACGGAAUUCUGAAGAACAAGAUCGAAUCAGAAGCAAAGAGCCUUUUAAAGAAGGGUAUGAACAAUUACGAUGGGGUGUCGUCAACGUCAGAGGUGUCGAACGGGUGGGACCUGAUUUUCAUUGGAUUUGAUUGCUGUGGUGUUGACGCCGUUAAUGCCGUCAGUAAUCAAGAAUUCAAAGACACCAAAUGGUGGGCGAAGAGGGUAGCUGAUUAUAUCCCCUACAGCUGCUGUACAGCAGCCACCCAGGAUAACUACAAGACUACUACUGAUGCGGCAUGCACCGCAUCCUUUACAGGCGCCCAAACAAAGGGAUGUUAUGACGCCAUCAAGGAUUACAUCCUGAAGUACCAGACAGCCGCCAUCGCCAUCGGUAUUUCUCUUCUUGUGAUCGAGUUAAUCGGCAUCGUGUUUGCGUUCGUGCUGUGCAGAGCCAUCAGUAAAUCUGGCGAGAUUGUGUAAAGUACGACUACCGCUGCGAACACGUGAAGGGACCAAGAGACAUUGUAAAUUCUUGAGAUCGUAUAAAUUAUUGGUAUACUAUAAACCGUGCGAGGUAUCGUGAUAUGUGUGCAGAAUUUCUUAGAAAUUCUAAAACCAAUAAUGUGUUAUUGUUUAAACAUACAUUUUCCUCAUAAAAUAAAAAUAAAAACACUCUAAUAUUUAAAGCAGAAUAUGAUUUUUUUAAGAAAUAACGAUGUACAGACAACAAGCAGAUUUUUUUUACAUGGGAAACCUUGACCUUAGUUAGUUUCAAGUAUGUUUUUAGAUACAACGCGCUUGCAUAAUUAAUGUAAUAUGACGACCCAGUCGAAGUAUGCUAUUCCUCAUUUGGCCCAUUGCCACGCACAGUUGUUACAAAAUAAUAUAUCGGAAGGUAUCAACUUUGCUGAUAGCGUUUCGUUUUACUGCACCUUGUCGACGUUUGCAAACUCGCCUUUUGCAUAAUUAAGUUCUUAACAUACUAUUGAAUAAGUUAUUAAUGAUCUGAAUCUAAAAUCAAUAUCUCACAAUGGUUUAAACUUCCUAUAUGGAAAACAUAUUUAUAACUUUAUAUUGCUCACAACAGUUUGUAUCGACCAUGUUUAUUAAUGCGUGUUUAUUGCGGAUAUAUAAUGCUGAAGAUGAAAAAUGGUCAUAACUUAUGGUUGUUGAAUUAAUUAUUAUAGGGAGCUUUCUUUGCAUAUACUUAGAAGAAAUGUAUUAUCAUUCUAAGUUUAUUUUUAAUGGCGUUUCACUUUUGAAUUAUUAUUGUUUUACUAUAAGUAAUUAAUAUUCUAUUGUCUAACCCUAAAUGUUUACCCGUUGUGAACUGUUGCUUAUCGUUAUUGUCUUAAUAAUUUUAUUAAUUAUAUUGAAUAUUAGUGUUUAUUGAUGGUUAUGUAUUUGAUCUUUGUACGGCAUGGCUGAUAAUAUUCGGGUAGUUAAGUCAUACAAAUGUAAAUAAUUAUAUAUAAGCUAUAUAAAUCAAAAUAAUCCACAGGUGGUCUUAUUGAGUCGCGGCUUGACAACAAGAGCAUGAUGCUCUCAUAACGCAAAUGAGAACGGAUUUUUGUUUAAAAUAAUGCAAGCAAUGCACAUGUAUAUACGCAUUAAUACGCAAUAUAGACCGCCUUCACUACGAAUCAAGACUACACGAUUAAGAAUACACAAACACUACAAGAAAGAGACUAAUCUGAAGUGUGGAUGAUCUUCUUGCUCAUGUGAACGGUAUUUCAAAAAAUGUAUGGUUCGAAGUGUGUAUAUUUUUAUAUCUAAAAAAAUGUUGUGUUAAGUUGUUGUUAUUAAAGAUAUUUUGGAAUUAAUUAUGCAUAUAUGUAUGUAGUACUUUCUUUAUUUAAAUCCUAUGGGCUUAUAUUUUCACAUAAAAUACAAUUGUACCAAUUGAACCAAACAUGAAAUUUAAUAAUACAAAUUGUCUAACAGAAUAAGAAGCGCAAUUUAAGGAAGACUUCUUUCUUAACAAAUCUUACUUUAGCAUAUCCUAAAUACUAGUUUUAUUUUGUGUAAAGCGAUUUCGUUUUUCAUGGAACACACACGAUGGUAUAUGUUUCUAAUGAAUGAAUAAAUACCGUAAAUAUAUUCUAUAAAAACGACAAAACUAUUCAUACUUCCAUUGUAGAAAAACAUUAUUCAUCUUAUUUUUACGGAUUAUUAUAUUAUACGUUGAGUUACCAUUUUGUAAAUACGCAUGCAAUUCCAAUAACUUGCCACUAUUGUUUGAUGUUUUAUAUUGUAUUUUUAUCAAAUAAAAAAAUAUAUAAAUA
Messenger RNA from Dreissena polymorpha, 2850 nucleotides. Its product is annotated as tetraspanin-9-like. The transcript has 8 exons. NCBI's taxonomy places the organism in Eukaryota, Metazoa, Mollusca, Bivalvia, Myida, Dreissenidae. Gene Ontology annotation, cellular component: membrane. The coding region runs from base 230 to 1045 and encodes 271 amino acids. The record is from RefSeq and is a predicted model, not a curated record.